AUGCCGGAUCGGGGAGCCCCUCCCGGCGCCCGGCCCUGCCCGGCGAGCGGACAGCGAGGCUCCCGGGACUCCGGAGCCCGCGGGCCGGGAAAGAGGCGCGCGGCCGCCGACUCCGGCCGGGGUUGCCUGGCGCCGACCCGAGAGGGGUCGGGAGCGGGCAGGAAGGGCCAGGGAGGGGUGACCCGGCGCGAUCCCUCCCCACCCCCGGCUCUCCUGCCGCCCUCCUGCGCCCUCCUCCAGCCGGCUCCCCCCCCGCCCCUCCGCCGGCAGCUCGCGUGCGGAGGGGGCGCUGGCUGUGCGCGUGCGCGCGGGCCGGGCGCGGCCGUGGGCAGCGCGGGGAACCCACGCGGCCCGGCCACCCGCGGGCGGCGCGGUGGCUCCUCCGGCGCCGGCCUGCAGGGGGCGCCGCGCUCGCGGGGCCGCGGCCUCUGGCGCGGAGGAGGGGCCGCGAGGCCGGCGCGGAAGCGAUCUCGGCCGCGCGUCUCUGGAAGGUCGCGCGGAGUCCGGAGGCUGGUGCUCGCCCGCAGGACGGGGACGGCGCUUUCCCGCUUGUCACCAGCUAGUCCGCUCUCGUGUCCCGCGGCCGGAGGGGGACGGGAGCUGGCCGGGGAGGUCUCCUCCUGGCCGGUGGGCUUUGCCUGCCUGCUCGGAGCUCUGGGUGGGCAGGAGAGCUCUUCUUCUCUAGCGCACGGCCGCGCCGGGCAUCGGAAAGUUUCCUACCAGCUGGGGGACGGAGGCGGACGAAGUGCGAGCCUGCUUCCAGGCUGGGACGACCUGAAAGUACCAGAAGUGUCGCCGGCCAGCCGCGCCCCCGGCUUCCCCAGCAGUCACCCCCUUUCCUGUUCGGGCGGGCGCCGGGCCGGGGGGCCGGGGAGACCUGGCAGUCCCGCCGCCCGCCCGCCACAGGCCUCGGCGACGGGGAUCUGCGCGCUCCCCGUGGGCAGCCUCCGGACCCAGGGCGCGUCCACAGCGCCCACGCGCGGUCCCAAAGCACCUCGAGAGCAGAUCUUGGGGGAGAACCGGGCACUGACCCGAGGCGCCCUACAGCCGCCAAAACCUUGGCCAGAAACCUGGAACGCAGGGCCAGAUUCAGCGGCACUCCUCCCGCACCGAUGCCUGCGCCCCUCCGGCCGUGCACUCUCGGACACAAUGCGGAUCCGCCGCGAGCCGCGCUCGCCCCCGCGGCAGGCGGAGAGCGGGCGCCUCUUUCCCGCUCGUCCGGCACCUCCCGCGCCGCCCGGCCCCCGCCCCGAAGGAGAACAGCUCAAUUACGAAAAGAGCGAAGGAGAGGAAUUAUUCGCGGGAGAAGGGCAGCCCCGAGCACCCCGGCGGCUCCCCGUCUGCGUCUGGGGCGGCGGGCAGGGCCGGCGCAGCGCGGCCGGGGCCGCCGCCGCCGCCGCCGCCGCUGCCGCCGCCGCCGCCGCCGCCGCGCACCUCCCGUCCAUGGCCGGGGGCCAGCAGCCGCCGCCGCAGAGCCUGCUCUACUCGCAGCCCGGGGGCUUCACGGUGAACGGCAUGCUGAGCGCGCCCCCGGGGCCGGGCGGGGGCGGCGGCGGCGGCGCGGGCGGAGGCGCCCAGAGCCUGGUGCACCCGGGGCUGGUGCGCGGGGACACUCCCGACCUGGCCGAGCACCACCAUCACCACCACCACCACGCGCACGCGCACCCGCCGCACCCGCACCACGCGCAGGGACCCCCGCACCACGGCGGCGGCGGCGGCGGCGGCGCGGGGCCCGGACUCAACAGCCACGACCCGCACUCGGACGAGGACACGCCGACGUCCGACGACCUGGAGCAGUUCGCCAAGCAGUUCAAGCAGCGGCGCAUCAAGCUGGGCUUCACGCAGGCCGACGUGGGGCUGGCGCUGGGCACCCUGUACGGCAACGUGUUCUCGCAGACCACCAUCUGCCGCUUCGAGGCCCUGCAGCUGAGCUUCAAAAACAUGUGCAAGCUCAAGCCGCUGCUGAACAAGUGGCUGGAGGAGGCGGACUCGAGCACCGGCAGCCCCACGAGCAUCGACAAGAUCGCGGCGCAGGGCCGCAAGCGCAAGAAGCGGACCUCCAUCGAGGUGAGCGUCAAGGGCGCGCUCGAGAGCCACUUCCUCAAGUGCCCCAAGCCCUCUGCGCAGGAGAUCACCAACCUGGCCGACAGCCUGCAGCUCGAGAAGGAGGUGGUGCGGGUCUGGUUCUGCAACCGGCGCCAGAAGGAGAAGCGCAUGACGCCGCCUGGGAUCCAGCAGCAGACGCCUGACGACGUCUACUCGCAGGUGGGCACCGUGAGCGCCGACACGCCGCCGCCGCACCACGGGCUGCAGACAAGCGUGCAGUGA
Lipotes vexillifer (Yangtze River dolphin) is the source of this 2328-nucleotide messenger RNA. The record is from RefSeq and is a predicted model, not a curated record. NCBI's taxonomy places the organism in Eukaryota, Metazoa, Chordata, Mammalia, Artiodactyla, Lipotidae.